This is a messenger RNA of Odontomachus brunneus, 471 nucleotides long. RefSeq lists its product as uncharacterized. Lineage: Eukaryota; Metazoa; Arthropoda; Insecta; Hymenoptera; Formicidae. Gene Ontology annotation, cellular component: membrane. Gene Ontology annotation, biological process: sensory perception of smell. The record is from RefSeq and is a predicted model, not a curated record. Gene Ontology annotation, molecular function: odorant binding; olfactory receptor activity. Bases 1 to 471 code for a protein of 156 amino acids. The transcript is spliced from 2 exons.
AUGGCGAAAAACGCGAGACUGGGUCGCUUCGUGGCAGGUAUCUGUGCGGUAUGCAUACACAGCGGUGUGUACAUCUACAGCAUCGUGGCCGGAAUGAAGACGUUAGAAGUUUCGAUCGGUAACAAAAGCGUCCCAAUGGUGCAGCUACCAUGUCCAGUUUACAGUAAAUUCGUUGACACUAGGUUCAGUCCAGCGAGAGAGAUCAUGUUGGUGAUGCAACUGCUCUCGGACUUCGUAGUGAAUUCUGUUAUUGUUGGCGCGUGCAGCUUGGCUGCUGUCUUCGCUAUGCAUGCGUGCGGGCAACUCGACAUCCUGACCCUGCGUCUGAACAAUCUUGUCGAAGAUCAAGACGCAAAGAAAAAUGACUGGGCUAAUAAGAAGAUGGCUGACAUUGUGGAUCAUCAUUUGCGCGUCUUGAGAAUAUGCAACAAAAACAGAAUGAUGCUAGUGUUGAUUUAUGUCUCUUGUUAG